AUGGCGUCGCCGCCGGCCGGCUCACCGCCAAGCUCCACGCCUCUCGCCCUUCCCCGCCAACGUCCAGGUGCUCCCGGUGGACUCUCACUUGCACUGCCCAAGAGUCGAAAACCCUCUCUCGCACCCUCCACGGGCUCGGCGCAUCCCCUGCGGCAGACCUCCUUCCCGCCGCCCGACAGUCUGGAAGCCCAGCAUCAGGCGGCAGAAGACCACGCGCUGCGCGAAUUCUCUCCGGGUGACGGCGAAGACCUAGACGACAUUAGCGAUACCGAGAUCACCAGCGCCGUGAGCGGCCCAACCGGAGAUGCGGCUUUCGUGGGCCAGAAGCGCAAACGUGGCGGCGAGAAGAAAGGUCGGGGGAGACAUACGAAGAGCCAGAGCGUGCGCAUGGGAAGCGCGAGCGUUGUGAACGGGGAUGAUGGAAGAUCGACCACCGCAGGGAAGAGGGGAGGGACUGCAGGCGCGGCUUCAUUAGUAAAUGGCGAGGCGGAAGAUGAUGAGGAUGACGAGGAUGAGGGCGAUGUCGGCGUUAAUGCCGCUGAUGGAGCUUUCAAUGCCCAAACAUUGGAGCAGGAUAACCAGCGACGAUACCUGUUCCGUGAGGCCGUGAACCAGGACCAUCAGGACAGAUAUGAUGCCUACAAUCGGGUCAAACUAAAGAACUCCGAUGUGAAGAGGCUGGUCAACCAGACACUAUCGCAGAGUGUGCCGCCGAACGUUAUUGCCGUCGUGCAGGCGUACACCAAGAUGUUUGCUGGGAUGCUGAUUGAGGGUGCGCGGGAGGUGCAGACUGAGUGGAUGGCUGCGUACCCAAAGCGGCCAGACGAUGGAGACUGCAGGGCCUAUAAGAGGCUGAAACUCAUGCAAGAGGAAGCGGAGGAGGAGGAGGAAGAAGAAGAAGACAAAGUGGAGGAGAUUGAAGAAGGCGAGAAGGAUAAGCAAGCCCCAAAAGAGAAUGGUGAGAAGAUACCCAACGGCCAGCCGUCGUCGCCCGAAGACGUCAAGCCCGUCAAUCUCGAUGCUAUCGCGGAGAGCGAUCCCAGCAGACCUUCGAGUAGCUCGAAGACCCAAGACACUUCACAGACGCAGCCGGACAGCCAGACAAAUGGACAGCCGAACGGCACAUCGCAAAGCCAAACCAACGGCGAGAAGAAAACGGAAGUCGACGAGGAUGUGCUCGAAGACCUUGACUAUGCUCAGCCUGGGGCAUGGGGCUUAUCAAAGUACGUGGAUGAGUGCGACCGAGGACCUCUGCUACCCGAUCACCUGCGAGAGUCGUUACGGCGUUACAAGAAAUCACGUGGCGGUGGUACGGUUGGCUUUACUGCUAUCAGUCUGGAGAGGCCCGAGGUCGCAGCUCCCAGGAUGGGAGGGAAGCGGUUGUUCAGAUAA
Molecule: messenger RNA, 1392 nt
Organism: Lecanosticta acicola
Lineage: Eukaryota; Fungi; Ascomycota; Dothideomycetes; Mycosphaerellales; Mycosphaerellaceae
Source: the annotation of a GenBank genome assembly